AUGUCAUCCUCUGGGUCUAGAGGGCCACCUAUCAAUCGAUAUAGUGAUAGAGGAGAGUAUGAUUAUAACAAGCAAAGGAGAAAAAAUUUUUAUAGUGGGUCGUCUAGAAGAGGAGGCCCGGGGUCGUCAUCAUUAACAAGAUCUAAAUUGCCAAAUAAAUCUAGUGAUGGCAACAUAGCACCUAGCGAUGCGCACUAUUCAAGUGGUGGAAGAGCAAGAUAUGGAGGAAGCAGCGGGUCAAAUUCGCUAUCACGAAGUUUUGGGCCUAACGUACGAGAUAAUAGAAGCUCUUAUGGUUCUUACGGUUCAUCUAAGGGUGCUUAUUCAUCUUAUAAUCAAAAUUCUAGUUCUUAUUAUUCAGGAUACGGAAAUUAUGGAAAUUUUAGUGGUAAGAAUGGAGAAUAUCUGUCGAAUAACUCGUCAAAUUUCUAUAACUCGAGAGGAGAUAAUUGGAGGGGAGAUAGAACUAGUUCUUCUGGAGAUUCGAGACUCACAUCAUCUAAACCAUUAUCAUUGUCAGCAUCAUCAUACAAUGGUAGACUUUCAAAUGGGGCCGCAAAUAAUUCGAAGCCAUUAUCUGCGACAUCGACAGGUGAGUAUAGAAAAGAUAGAUAUGGUACAUACAACCAAACAGAACAAAAUGGUAGCAAAUGGAAGAGUAAUUAUAAUUCGGGCAAGCCAGCUUUAAAUAAUAGAAAUUCUUUCCCAAGUUCCGCAGGAAGCAGAUCUUUUUCAGCCAAGGAUAGGAUGAAGGGUUCACUUAGCGGCAGCUCUUCCCUAGUCAGUACCGGUAAAAGAGGUGAUACAUACUAUCCACCAAGGUCUUCCUACAUGGCAGGAAACUCCAGUCAAACGUUCAAUAAGUCUCAAGUUGAUCGUUAUUCAAGUAAGGCUCAAUCAUCUCAGCCAUUAGACUAUUACAAAAGCAGAAACCUCAGUGGAGAAGAAGAUGAUAAUUCAUAUGACAAAAGGACACAGAGCGAUCAUUAUUCGCCUAGUCCUAAUAAUGACUAUGAACAAGCAGACGAUACAAAAGAAUCUGAAGAUGACUAUGAGCCAGAUACAUCACACCAUAAUAUAGCUAAAGAAAUUCAUGACGAAAUGCAAAACGAUAUUCAUGAGGGUGAAAAUGAUAAUGAAGAUGAGGAUGAGGAGGAGGAAGAUGAAGACAUGGAAACAGAAACAACGGAGAAUCUCAUUGAACGCGAUAAUAAUUUAGAGUAUAAUGAUGUACAGAAUGGUGAUAAUGAUACAAGAAUUGAAGCUAAGGUAAAGCCUCUAGUUAAUGUUGCACCUAUUGCUAAGGUUGAUGUUUCCAAUGAAAUAUGCUACCCUGAUGGAUGUGAAUUUCCCGUUAAUAAAUUGGAAUCUGAGUUUAGAAAUUUACAAGAAGAGUUCGAAACAUUUAGUAAAACAAACGGGGAUUAUUUGAAAUAUUCAUUAGCAAAACCCAUAGAUAACUUACAUGAUUAUCCAUUUUUCACAAAUAAUUUAAGAUUGUUUUCUCGCAAAAGAGAAAAAUUAUCAGUAAAUUUAUCGCAUAACAAACGUUUAGUACAGCGUAAGAAGCUUUCUUUAUGGAAAGAUUAUUCGAGAGGUCUUGAAGCAUGGGAAGCUCAAAGAGAAAAAAUGGACCAGCAAUUGAAAUUAAUUCAUCCAGCCGAUGACGAAAUGAAGAAGGAAUUAGAAGCAAUAGACAUUAGAAUCAAGGAAGACUUUAAUAUUGAACCUACGAGUGCUAAGGAUAUUCCACCUCCUCAAAGUAGUAAUAAUCGUCGAAAUCGUAGACAUGGUGACUUGGUUACUACAGAGGCCGAGUUUCAAGAAAUAUUACAAUCUCUAGGUAAAGAGCAAGAAGAAGAUCCUAUAAUCAGAGCUCAAAAAGUCUCCGCUGUGAUUCCCGAUUUUAUUCUUGAUCCGAUUGAAAGAAACCAUGUGAAGUUUAUGGAUUCGAAUAACAUUGUUGAUGAUAAAUUGCACUGGACUACCAGAGUUAAAACCGAUUUUCAGAAUAACUUUUCUGCUCAAGAGCAUGCCUUAUUUUGUGAAGGGUUUUGCAUGUUCCCCAAGCGAUUUGGAGCAAUUUCUAGACAUAUGGGUGGUUUGCGAACAGCCGAAGAUUGUGUUGUUCAUUACUACAUGACUAAAAAAGAAGUCAAUUACAAGCAAUUAGUUCUUAGCUUCAAAAAGAAGGCAAGUAGGAAAAAUAAUCGUCGUGGAAAGACUUCGAAGUCAAGAAAUGUUUCUCAGAAUGGCACUCCUAUCUCUACUCCAACUACAGAGACAGUAAUCGAAAAUGGUGUAAUAGAAUCAUAUAAUGACACACCUACAUCUACUGAAAAUUCCACGGAAUACUUUGGAGAGGAAGUUUUCACAGAUGCGGGGAGAAGAAAAAGAACUGCAGCACCCGUAUUUGAAGGUGUAACAUCAGACAAAAAGAAGACCGAAUCGCCUACCGAAAGUAAAGCAAGUGACUCGUCAAAUCAAUUACAAAAGAAGAAAGCAAGAAAGCAAAAGAAAGAGGAUACACCAGCAACUGCCGUCAGUGAUAUUAUAGAAGCCAAUGCAGAUAUUGUGCCUGUAAGUUUGCCGAUGCCAGAUAACAAUGACACUGAAUUGGAAGCUAAAGGGAAUGAAUCUGAAGUCGCCCAAAAUUCAGAACAAAAUGACUUAGAAUCAAAAGAACGGCGUAAAACAAUUUCAAGUUAUUGGAGUAUUACGGAAGCCAAUAUGUUCCCGACUUUGUUAAUGGAGCAUGGUACUAAGUGGACAACUAUUGCAGAUAAGUUAACUACGAAAUCUGCGACAAUGGUACGCAAUUAUUUUCAACGUAAUGCAGAAAGACACGGAUGGAAUGAAGUUGCCGAGAAGGCGGAUGAAAGAUUACAAGCCAAAUUUGCUGCAGUGUUGAACGCGCCGUCAGAUACAAAUACAAAACAAGAUCUGAUGACAGAGAAGUAUCCUAUUCAGCCGCCUGUCAUCAAUACUUCGAUAACACCUACUACGGCACAAUCCGCAUAUAUCCCAAUCGGAACAUUCCAGCAUGUGCAGUCUACCCCACAGAAUCAAUCUUCCGCUUCGCCUUCUCUUCCUCUGUCAUCGCUAGGGGCUGCAAUGAAUUCGAUCAACAACAAUCCACCUAUUUUUAAAAAUGGCUCCAAUGACAAAAAUGUCUCCAAUGCUUACGAAAAUCAUCUUGGUACUCUGAAUAAUGCUGAAAUAAAGAAAGAAAUUAAUAUUGAGUCUCAACGUCCUUCUACUGUAACAGCCAUGUCUGAAAUGAUUACCAAACCGGUUGUUCCUACUACACAAUUACCCCGUUCAUCAAUAAUGAGUCUACUUAAUUCUGACUCAAGUCCUAUCAAGCCUGAACCGACAAGAGCCACUAAUAACUUGAAAUCUCUACUUAAUUCCCCAUCUAGUAAUGAUUUACCAGCGCUUGAUAAGUAUAGCAUUCCGCCAUCAGGAAAUGGUUUAAAUGCUUUACUCUCUGCAACUACACCAUCUAAUUCUGAUGGAAUCGACAAUAAAGAAAAGAAACAAUGA
Molecule: messenger RNA, 3546 nt
Organism: Debaryomyces fabryi
Lineage: Eukaryota; Fungi; Ascomycota; Pichiomycetes; Serinales; Debaryomycetaceae
Gene: SNT1
Product: Snt1p
Exons: 1
Coding region: 1-3546 (1181 amino acids)
Biological process (GO): regulation of transcription by RNA polymerase II
Cellular component (GO): Set3 complex
Source: RefSeq, a predicted model, not a curated record